CUUCUCUAUAACCGAGUACGCUUGGAAGGAGUUCUUUCCCCUAAAAAAUUGAGUUUGAAUAGAGUUUGUAAGCAUGUCGAUGACAGUAGAGAUAAGAGUUCCAAACUUGGAUUGUGAAGGAUGUGCUUCUAAGCUUAAGAAGACUCUACUCAAGCUCAAAGGAGUGGAAGAAGUGGAAGUAGAGAUGGAAAGCCAAAAAGUGACGGCUCGAGGAUACAGGUUAGAGGAGAAGAAAGUAUUGAAAGCUGUACGGCGGGCCGGUAAGGCAGCUGAACCGUGGCCAUACCGCUUAGGUAAUAGCCACUUUGCGUCUUUCUAUAAAUAUCCAUCUUAUGUGACCAACCACUAUUACUCCGAUGCCCACCGAACCGAUCCCACCGGUGGUGUUCACACUUUCUUCCACACUCCGGCCGUUUACUCUGUUGCCGUGGCCGGCGAUGAGAUCGCAGCUUCGAUGUUCAGUGAUGAUAAUCCACAUGCUUGUACCAUUAUGUAAUCUAUUUUUUCUAUAUGUACACGAAUAUGUUUUCUUUGCACCUUCUUAAAACCGAGUGAUUCCAAACCCAAACCGUAACGGGAACUAUCUCUGGUACACGUGCUAUUCAAGGAAUUUACCGUGGCCAGCUGCCCAAAACAGACUUUUUCAUCUUUUGUCCAGAUUUGGUUUUGAUUUUGAGUUUCUUUUUUCAAUUUGUAUUGAGGAAGUAAAUCUAAAACUACUUGUUAUACUUCUCGUUUUAUAUAGAAUUUCUCCAAAAUGAAACUUUGUGUAUUUCUUUUUAUUUAUUUGUGAUAUU
This is a messenger RNA of Eruca vesicaria subsp. sativa (arugula), 797 nucleotides long. The record is from the annotation of a GenBank genome assembly. NCBI's taxonomy places the organism in Eukaryota, Viridiplantae, Streptophyta, Magnoliopsida, Brassicales, Brassicaceae.